Alexandromys fortis (reed vole) is the source of this 1612-nucleotide messenger RNA. It is a transcript of the gene Pla2g7, whose product is annotated as phospholipase A2 group VII. NCBI's taxonomy places the organism in Eukaryota, Metazoa, Chordata, Mammalia, Rodentia, Cricetidae. The record is from RefSeq and is a predicted model, not a curated record. Gene Ontology annotation, molecular function: 1-alkyl-2-acetylglycerophosphocholine esterase activity. The transcript has 11 exons. Bases 198 to 1400 code for a protein of 400 amino acids.
CAACAACCCCAGGAGGGGAGGGUCGAGCCUAAGGGUAGAUCUUCAGCGGCCGCCUGCUUAGCCCACCUCAGAGAUAUCCCAUCCCCCUUGACUGAGAACGACUGUCCGGAAGCCUGCUCUGUUGGCUGCGAGAGGCACUUGGAUCGGACUCGCGCUGGUGGCAUCGAACCUCACACUGAAGCCGCCACUCAGCUCCCAUGAUGGCACCACCCAAACUGCACAUCCUCUUCUGCCUCUUCUGCUGCCUCCCCCGGGUGCAUCCUCUUCACGGGCAAGACCCUCCUCCUUUUGACUUUAGGACCCCAGCAUUGUUCCAUAAGAUACAAGCCAUGAUGUCUACUGCCAGCUCUGGCCAUAGUAAAAUCCCCAAAGGAAAUGGAUCUUACCCCGUCGGUUCUGCAGACUUGAUGUUUGGUUAUACUAAUGAGAGCGUCUUCUUGCGAUUGUACUACCCAUCUGAGGAUCAAGAGCCCUUGGACACUGUUUGGAUCCCAAACAAAGAAUAUUUUUUUGGUCUUAGUAAAUUUCUUGGAACACCCCAUUUUAUAGGCAAUUUUUUGAACUUCUUAUAUGGUUCAAUGAAAACGCCUGCAAGCUGGAAUUCUCCUCUGAAGACUGGUGAAAAAUAUCCACUAAUUGUCUUUUCUCAUGGUCUUGGAGGCUUCAGUCUGAUCAUUUCCAGAACACUAGACAUGCUAAGUAGCCACACUGCUUUAAGUAGGUUCAAGGCACCGAAGGUGCGGCAGAGAGCCAAAGAAUGCUCCCGGGCUCUCAGUACAAUUCUUGACCUUGCAUAUGGAAACCCCAAAGAGAACGUCCUGGAUUCAGGUUUUGAUUUGAAACAUCUGAAGGGUGCUAUUGAUGGGGAUAAAAUAGCAGUGAUUGGACAUUCCUUUGGAGGAGCGACAGUUAUCCAAACCCUCAGUGAAGACCAGAGAUUCAAAUGCGGCAUCGCUCUCGAUCCGUGGAUGCAUCCGGUGAGUGAGGAGCUGCGUUCCAAAAUCCCUCAGCCCCUCUUCUUCAUCAACUCUGCACAAUUCCAGUCUUCUAAAUCCAUCGAGAAAAUGAAAAAGUUCUACGAACCUGGCAAGGAAAGAAAAAUGAUUAUAAUCAGGGGUUCAGUGCACCAGAAUUUUCCCGACUUUACUUUUGUAAUUGGCAAAAUAAUUGGGAAAAAGCUGUCAUUAAAAGGAGAAAUAGACUCUCUUGUGGCCAUGGACCUCACCGAAAAAGCCUCGUUAGCUUUCCUACAGAAGCAUUUAGGACUUCAUAAAGACUUCAAUCAGUGGGACCCUCUGGUGGAAGGACAUGACAAGAAUCUGAUCCCUGGGCCACCCUCGAGUGUCGUCGCCCAGUCCCUGGCUCUGCAACACUCUCCAGAAACACACGCCCAGAAUUAGAAGAGCUGCCUGCACAAUCUACUUGUGAAAUUGAGAGUGUCAAUAAGAGAGAGAACGAGAGAGAGAGAGAAUGGAAGAGAUAGAGAGACCUUAAUGUAUUUAUCCAAAUAACCAUUUUUUUAAUGUACGCUGUCCUGUAGAAUGAUGGAUGCCUAGACUGAGAUUUUUCGCAUGUAAAUGUAAAGAAUACAAUGAAGAGCAUAUGAAAACCA